Messenger RNA from Xyrauchen texanus (razorback sucker), 2078 nucleotides. RefSeq names its product ras-related protein Rab-21-like. The record is from RefSeq and is a predicted model, not a curated record. Lineage: Eukaryota; Metazoa; Chordata; Actinopteri; Cypriniformes; Catostomidae. Gene Ontology annotation, molecular function: GTP binding; GTPase activity. Bases 185 to 835 code for a protein of 216 amino acids. Gene Ontology annotation, biological process: Rab protein signal transduction. The transcript has 7 exons.
CGUCACGGAGCGAAGGGCCUGAUCUCAGAGAGUCUUCCGGAGUGAAUCAGUUUUUAACAGAGGAAUUAAAGCUCAGAGCAGUGAUUGUAACGGUGCAUUGUGUUCAUAAGCGAAUCUCUAUGGCUGAUGUGAUCGGCUAGAGGCUCGGAUCAGGCUUUGUGUUUGUGUCAGAGAGAGUUUGAGCAUGGCGGCUGCUGGAGGGAAGACGUACUCGUUCAAGGUGGUGUUGCUGGGGGAGGGAUGCGUCGGCAAAACAUCGCUGGUGCUGCGAUACUGCGAGAACAAAUUCAACGACAAGCACAUCACUACUCUACAGGCAUCAUUCCUUACAAAGAAGCUCAAUAUCACAGGGAAGAGAGUAAAUUUGGCUAUAUGGGACACAGCUGGUCAGGAGCGUUUCCAUGCUCUUGGGCCCAUCUACUACAGAGACUCAAACGGAGCCAUUUUGGUGUAUGACGUCACAGAUGAGGACUCAUUUCAGAAGGUGAAAAUCUGGGUAAAAGAAUUAAGGAAAAUGUUGGGGAAUGAAAUAUGUUUAUGUAUAGUAGGCAAUAAAAUUGACCUGGAAAAAGACAGACAUGUUUCAGUUGAAGAGGCAGAAGGAUAUGCAGAGUCAGUGGGUGCAAAACACUAUCACACAUCAGCCAAAUUAAACAAAGGAAUAGAGGAGUUGUUUCUGGACUUGUGUAAACGUAUGAUGGAGAACGCUCAGGCAGAUGAGAGAUCGAAGGGGAACGGCACGGGUCACACGAGCACACGAACGAGAGGCGUUCAGAUCGUCGAUGAUGAACCACAAACUGCCAUGGCUGCCGGAGGCUGCUGUUCAUCUGGAUAAAUGCAUUGAAUCCUUUUACCUGGGACCCCCUCUUGCUCUGUUCUGUGUAUAAACUGCCACAUGCCACAGCUACACACAUACGCUACAGCUCUGUCAUUUAACAGUUUGUUCCUUCAUGAAACGGUUGAUUAAAUACUUGUCAGAUUGACCCACACUGAUGAUAUUCACGUUGGCAAAUUAAUACAAAUAGCUUCCAAAUGGCCGGUCUUAUAAAACAGACAUGCACUGAUGUAUUUUCCUAACUAUCUGAUGCAUUUGCCCUUUUUCUUUCGCCAAGGUGAUGUGCAUGUAGAAUCUGUAAAAUCCUAGUUUUAUUUGACAUCAUAGGAAAAAAGUUAUUUAUUAUUUAAUAACUUAUUUAAAAGUUAUAUCAAACAUCAACAUGUCUAAAGACCUGUGAACUUGUAGUAAUCAAUGGGGUUUUGUCAUUCUUAUACAGUCUAAUUCUGUCUUUCAAAUCUUCUGUAUCUUUCUUAAAAAUAAGAAAUUAAAAACUAUCUAGAACAUUUAAACUCCUUGUAGAUUUUAUUUUCUCUCUCUCUCUCUCUCUCUCUCUCUCUCUCAAUGAUUUAACACUAUAAUUGAAGGGGGGAAAUUUGCUUGCUAAAUUCUAAUAGGGGAAAUAUUCAAUAUUGUGUACUUUUUUUUUUUUUUUCCAAGUUAUCAAAAACAACACAGUGACUCAGAAAAGGGUUCAUGAUGUAUGAAUGUAUAUUGAAUUAUACAGCUGUGGUAAAACACUUAUUUUGGAAUUGUGUUUUUAACUUCUACUUUUACAAUGAAUGUUCAAUAUUUUAGUUUUUCAAGCCCUGAACGUUUGUUUGAAGUACUAAUAGUUUCAAAUCAUCGCCUGAGGUGCAGCUCUCAGCCUACUGUGCCUUUAAAUAAAACCGUCUAGAUUGACCAAUUCUUUCUGUCUUCUAUCAUAUCUCAUUAGUAAGUAUUUAUUCAUUUCAUAGUCCUUUGGAAAUUAUUUAUAGGCUUUUCUUCAACUGUGGGCACUUUUCUUGCACUAGUGAACUUCUAGAAAAUAAAUUCUUGAAACACAUUUCACACUUACUAGUUUAUUCAAAUAUUCUGCUAACAAUAUCCAACAGUGUAUACAGCACAGGAGAAUGUCUUGCUAAGGUUAAUUUCACAGCUAGCAUUUUAUUUAUCUUAAAUACAAAUAUUUUCACACCGUUUGCUUAAUUUGACAAAAUUACAGCUUGAUUGAAAAUGAUGCCUAAUAAAAGAAUUCUGU